UUUCAGGCCGUUUUGGCAGCUCUCUCUACCCAACACUCCACGUUUCCAAUUCCUAUUUAAAUCUCUACUGUUACGCAAUUAAUUCGAUCCCAAUUUUUUUUCGAUAAACCCUAGAAAUUUCUGUUGUUUUGCUCUUUUUGGUUUUCUGUUGUUUGAUUUUGCGAUAAUUUCAUCUCGUUCAUUCAGUUUUUUUUAUUAUGUUGAUUGCCGUGAGGUUUCAGCUCUGAGAAUUGUUGCGGCGGCGGCGGCGGAUUUUGGGGAUAAUGGGGAAUUGCCAGGCGGCGGCGGUGGCGGACGUGGUGGUGAUACAGCAUCCCGGCGGCGGGAGCAAGGCGGAGAGAAUUUCAGGUCCGGUGACGGCGAAUGAGAUCAUGAGUUCCAACCCUGGCCACUACGUUGUGCAGGAGGUGAUGUUUCCGGCGGAUACCCAGGCGCCGCCGGUGAAGCAGAUGAAGCUUCUCCGGCCGGGGGAUACCCUCGCCGUCGGACAUGUUUACCGACUGAUCUCCUUCGAAGAUGUGUUGAAAGUCUUCGCCGCGAAGAAGAGCGUCAGGUUAGGGAAGCUGUUGAAGGACAGCGUAUCCAUGGAGUCGGAUCCGAAUCGGGUCUCGGGUCCGGAUCCACAAGCGGGUUUUCCUAAGACCACAGAGACAGAGCACCACCAACUUGGCGGCGGUACUGGCCGGCAGAGGAGCUCCGGCCGGUGGAGACCAGCCUUGCAUAGCAUUUCUGAACUUGGAUAAGAAGAAGAAGAAGAAGAAGAAGAAGAA
This is a messenger RNA of Andrographis paniculata, 770 nucleotides long. RefSeq lists its product as uncharacterized. The transcript has 3 exons. The coding region runs from base 264 to 743 and encodes 159 amino acids. The record is from RefSeq and is a predicted model, not a curated record. NCBI's taxonomy places the organism in Eukaryota, Viridiplantae, Streptophyta, Magnoliopsida, Lamiales, Acanthaceae.